AUGCGCUCGUGUAUGAAUUGUGAAAAACAAAACACAAUACACAAGACAGUAAAAAGUCUACCAAGCGUUCGAGUCUACGGUCUCGAGCUCGGUGUUAGUUGGGUUUACUCUAGAAGGGUGGGUGUAGAGUGGGGAGUUGCGGAAGUAUACUACUCUAUGCUAUUCUGA
Molecule: messenger RNA, 168 nt
Organism: Plenodomus lingam JN3
Lineage: Eukaryota; Fungi; Ascomycota; Dothideomycetes; Pleosporales; Leptosphaeriaceae
Source: RefSeq, a predicted model, not a curated record